Messenger RNA from Rhineura floridana, 1112 nucleotides. RefSeq names its product adenine phosphoribosyltransferase (gene APRT). The record is from RefSeq and is a predicted model, not a curated record. Gene Ontology annotation, molecular function: adenine binding; adenine phosphoribosyltransferase activity; AMP binding. Bases 277 to 840 code for a protein of 187 amino acids. Gene Ontology annotation, cellular component: cytoplasm. The transcript has 5 exons. NCBI's taxonomy places the organism in Eukaryota, Metazoa, Chordata, Lepidosauria, Squamata, Rhineuridae. Gene Ontology annotation, biological process: AMP salvage; adenine salvage.
UGCAAAGCAGCCCCACCCCAUUUCCUCCAGCACGCUUUGGCAAAGGGAGGCAGGGAGACUCCCUCCUUGCUAAAAAGCAGGCGGAGGAGGCGUGCGUCAUUAGCGACCGAGGGAAUCCCCGCAGACGGAGACCAGCAGGUCCUAACUCGCCCCCCCCAGCAAUGGUUCCUUCCUGCUAGUGUCUCCCCGCCCCUCGUGGUUUCUCCCAGGGAGCCGCCGGCUCUUCCGCGCAUGCGCGUUGCCUGAAGCGGCUGGGCUAGAGGCGUCGCUUGAACUAUGAGCGCCGAACUCCGGCAGCUGCGACUGCAGCAGAAGCGGCAGUUGGUCCGGGAGCAGAUUCGGGAUUUCCCGGACUUUCCCACGACCGGGGUGCUCUUCCGCGAUAUCAGCCCACUCUUAAAGGACCCAGUUGCCUUUGGAGCUGCAAUUGACCUCUUGGAAGCCCACAUCAAGGCCGAACACCCAGCGGUGGAUUGCCUUGCGGGUCUCGAUUCCAGAGGCUUCCUUUUCGGACCGGCUUUGGCGCAGAGAUUGGGAGUCGGAUUUGUGAUGAUACGGAAGAAGGGGAAGCUACCAGGCCCCACUGUAUCUGUCGCCUACACUCUUGAAUACGGCCAGGCACAGCUCGAAGUUCAAUACGACGCAGUGAAACCAGGCCAGAACGUGAUCUUAAUCGACGACCUGCUUGCCACAGGAGGGACUAUGGCUGCUGCCUGUGAGCUGAUGGGCAAACUGCAGGCCUGUAUCCUGGAGUGCGUGGUGCUCAUAGAAUUAAAAUCCCUUAAAGGGGCAGAAGCCCUCAAGGCAUUCCCCCUCUACUCGCUGCUGCAGUACGACUGAUGCCUGGCAGACCAGACCAACCGGCAGCAGCUUCUUGCCUUGGCUUGCUUGAGAUUCUGGCUUUUUGUCCCCAGGAAACUGCCGCCUCCCUGUGCCAGAUGCGGGGAGGACUGUCACCUGCAAGCCUUCUUUUCUUUUUAUUUAAAGGGAUCCUUGCUCUCAGUGAGUUGGUGUUGUCAGCCUGGACUGCUGGCCUUUGCUCUGCAAGUGAAGGGCUGAUUACUUAAGUGUCAGGUGAGAGCUUUCUUAAAAAAUUAAAAGAACCAACAGAA